Molecule: messenger RNA, 381 nt
Organism: Mesorhabditis spiculigera
Lineage: Eukaryota; Metazoa; Nematoda; Chromadorea; Rhabditida; Rhabditidae
Source: the annotation of a GenBank genome assembly
AUGAAUUAUUUCUUCCGGGUUGGGAACAGCUGCUUGGAAAUUUCCUUCAACGACCACACCCUCUACAUCAUCAUGUGCUUCUAUUACCUGGUGGUGAUCGUUGCUUCAUUCUCCAUUUCGGCCAUCAUCUAUUGCAUCGCCCAGACGACGACUAGGAUGGAGCAUCGGGCACGAACCGGCCGCGCCAGUAUCUAUCCCGCCAAACCGGAUCAGAAGCUCUUCCAACGACUCUUCUUCCUGUUCUCGUCAACAUUGUGGACGUUCAUCACCUGCGUCCCGUUCAGGGUGCUCUUUUUGGUGAAUAUGAUGUUCGGCGUCCGGAGCGAGUGGCAGCGACUUCUGACUGACGUGUCGUUCAAACUCCUCGUCACGCAUCUAUCG